CCGCGGCCGACCUUUCCCGCCCCUCCACCAUCUUCCUUUUCUGUUUGUUUUCGUGUUUUUACAGUAAAGGCAUGACUGCCCGGCGCCGCAGGGAAAAUAGGGUGCAAGCCCAGAAACUCUUGCCCCACCACCACCUGUUGAAAAACUGAUUCGAAGGCGUCUCCGGGUCUGAACGAACGGAAAGUUGCCGGGAUUGGAUGCGGCUCUCGUUUUGCACCGGAAAACCCUCACUGCUUAAUAUCAAGGAACAAGAGAGAAAAAAAAAAAACUGGAAAUUAAGCCGAACCUUACUCAGUCAAAAUGGAACGGUUUGUAGUAACAGCCCCACCUGCCCGAAAUCGUUCUAAGACUGCUUUGUAUGUGACCCCUCUGGAUCGAGUCACUGAAUUUGGAGGUGAGCUUCAUGAAGAUGGAGGGAAACUCUUCUGCACUUCUUGCAAUGUGGUUCUGAAUCAUGUUCGCAAGUCUGCCAUCAGUGACCACCUCAAGUCAAAGACUCACACCAAGAGGAAGGCAGAAUUUGAAGAGCAAAAUGUGAGAAAGAAGCAGAGGCCCCUGACUGCAUCUCUCCAGUGCAACAGUACUGCGCAGACAGAGAAAGUCAGUGUCAUCCAGGACUUUGUGAAGAUGUGCCUGGAAGCCAACAUCCCCCUGGAGAAGGCUGAUCAUCCAGCAGUCCGAGCGUUCCUGUCUCGACAUGUGAAGAACGGAGGAUCCAUACCUAAGUCAGACCAGCUGAGGAGAGCCUAUCUGCCUGAUGGAUAUGAGAAUGAAAAUCAGCUCCUCAACUCACAAGAUUGUUGACAAGGCAGUUCUGACCAUUGUGAUCAAGAUAAAUAAUGUGGAGUAUUAAAGUUAAUGUGUUGAUUGUGUGGUUCAUUUUUAUAUUUAUUUCAUUAAAAUCAUGUGAUACAGAAUAGUUUUGCAAUGUGUAUAUAGUUGCAGGCAAAAGAAAAAAAAAAACCUCACUGCAAAACGUAUUGCUAAUUUUAGUCACCGAUGGUAUAAAGCAAAACUUAGCUCUAGAGUGAGUGUAUUAGGAUAUCUGAAACGUGGUGGUUAUCUUUAAUUAAACCCGAUGGCUUUUCUCCUGAAAUGUUUGUGCAUGGAGGACCUGGCCUGUGCUGUAGCCAUGCUGCCAUAUACAAUUAUUUCUUGUGAGGUUACUGAAUUCUUUGGAUUGAGAACGAGCCUAGAAAGUUGAAGCUGCUGCCAGGCUAUACCCCUCACAGGAACUUGAAGAAGGUUGAGUUCUUUUCAAAAUAGAAGGUGGGAAAUGUUCUUAGAGCUUGAGAUCUCUAGGAGAAAUGACUGUUCAAACUGCGUUUUAUUUGUAUGUGAAAUGAUUGCCUAACCUUUACUUCCUCACGGUCUUCUUUGCCUUUUUAAAGAUUUGUUCUUUAGUAGCAGCUUCAAGUGACCAAAAGACUAAAAUCUCUUAAUGUCUUUGCCAAAAGCCAUGGGGGAUUUUGCAGUGAUGAGAUUUUCGUCUCGAACUAUGAACACAAAUUUUUGAACCAUAAUUUUCAUGUUAAAUACCAUCUUGGAUUUGCAAACUUUUUAUGUCUUGGUAUUAAAAGACUACAGGACUUUUUUUUUCUCAUUUAAAUACACUGUGGUUCAGUUUCCUCUUUUGACAGGGAAUUAGUUCCUUUUUGGCUGACAGCAAAUAAGAAAAUUGCUUUCUAUACAUUAAUUUUUCCAUAAGAGUUUAUUUAGGUAAAUAGACUAGAAAUGAGUUUUAGUUUGACUUUUACUGCUUUGCCUCUGGUGAUACAGGUUUUAAAACUUUGAUGCUAAACAGUUGUCUAAAAAUAUGAGGCAAGAAUUUUAUAGUAGAGAUAAGCAGGAUGCUGUUUAGCUGUUUGAGUCAGAAAGAAUCAGUUCUGUUAAAGGUCAACCAUGCUUAGGUUCUCUGAACCUCACUGUUCUUCAAGCUUAUUAGAAGGAAGUUAGCUCAGAUAAGUCCUCUUCAUCAGAUCCAAAUUAUAUUUUUUAAAAGUUUAGUAACAGAAGACUUAGUUAGAGCUUUAAUAUAAAAAUAAAAAAAUCAAAUAGUUGAAAACAUUGAAGUUAUAUUUCUACUGUAAAUCAGUGGCAAGAUGCCCUGUGUGACUUGGAGUUACCUUUCAGGUCAUUGUGCCGCAAAUUUCCAUUAAACAAAAAGCCAAAGUUAGUAAAAAGUAAUAUAAUUUGUGGGGUUGGUUUUUUUGUUUGUUUUUUGUUUUGGGUUUUUUUUUUUUUUUUUUUUUUUUGAGACAAGGUCUUUCUACAUAGACCUGGCUGUCCAGAAACUCACUAUGCAGACCAGGCUAACCUUGAACUCACAGAGAUCCACCUGCACCUGCCUCUUUCCCUGCUGAGUGUUGGGAUUAAAGGCGUGCACCACCACACCCAGCAAUAAUUUGUGUUUUUAAGAACAGCUUGUCUUAGGGUCCUUUGUAGAUUUAACAUUCCCAAUUCAGGUUGUCAAAGUGACCACUUGUUUCUUCUAUUUUAAAAGCCUGCUAUGGAAGAGAAAAAAAAAUCAGUUCUCAAAAUUUGUGGUUUCCAUUUUCUCAUGUUUGGUUAUAUUCAUGUAGAACAUAAAUGUCUAGACUAGUUGUUUACUAACUGCAGUUGGUAAAGCACACAGAAAUCAGCAAAGUGUAAACAGUGUAUUGCUUCCUCAAAGACUUGGCAGGCAACCAUUUUUAAAUUGUCUAAGAUGGUAGGAAAUCUAAGCAACUAAAGAAAUAAUUGAAUUUUAUACCACUAUUUUCCGAAUAAAAACAAUCAUUCUAAUUUUUCAGGAUUCCAUGUGAUUUGGACUAUUCCCUAUUGUCUGGGACUAUGCACUAUCAGUAAACAUGGCAGAACAGCGCCUAGUAAUCUAGUAACAUGUUUGAUGUUGCACUAGGAAAACAAUUCACCUUUGCCUUUCUUGCAGUUAUAAUGACUUCACAGUCACUGAGUUCCUGUAGAACUGCUUUUCCAGGCUUGCAACUAUUACAUUUUUGCAUCUCUAGGGGCAUAGUUCAUUCUGUUAGGGUUGGAUCAUGUCCUUAGAAUGAGUUUUCCAUUCUCUUGGGGAAAGUUAGUAUUAAUGUUUCUUCACUGAUUAUGAAAGUUUGUUUCUUGGAACUGGUUAAAUUUGUCUCAUAAAUAAUACAAGUGGUUAUAUAGUAGCCUGCUCAAACUGGUAAAGAUUUGCAAAACUAUGAUUGGCAUGUUAGAUAACAUGAGACCAAGGCAUGUGCUACUUGGGAGGCGAAGUGAACGUGUGUACAGAAGCUUUCAAUCUUAUAUAGUGGUAGUAUGAUGCUAUAUUAUUGGACCAAUAGCAGCUUUUUUUCUAAGUUGGAUGCAUUAUUAAAAGCUUUGUAAUGUUUCAUUUAUAAACUGCCUUCAACACAUGCUUACCUGUUAAUGUUUUCUCAGAGUAUCGUAGUAUGUCUUCCAGAACCUCACUAUAUCCUGACAGUAAAUAGUCCUAGCUUCUUGAAUUUUCUGUUGGUUUCUUUUUCAUUAUCUGUGGCAUAUAGCAAGCCUGAAACAUAUUGUAAUCAUUUUUUACAGAGUGAGAAAUUAGAUUGUGUAUGACAGCCUAUAUAGUUAUUUUCUCCAUUAUCUUUGAUUAAGGCUUUCUAAUAUUAUUUAGUAAAUGCUACUUCCAGUUAAUGCCUGUGGCCCUACUGAAUUUUAAGGGACCAGAAAACUUUUACAAGUUUUACAUCUUACUGUUUAAACAGUUGUGUGUCUGCUUGGGAAUGUUCUGAAGGUGAACAUACAAUUGGCAAGAUUUCCAAGCUAAAACUUUGGCCUGAAAGAAGUUGUACAUGAAUGUUAGCAAAUAUAUAAAAGCAAAUUAAAUUUAAGGUGACCUAAAACAAAGGCUAGAAACAAGUUUUUGUUUGGUUCUUAGUCUUUGUAAGGGCUUUCUGUGUUUGACUUACCUCAACUGCCACUUAAUGAGGACAGAUCACCUUAAAAUAAUUGAUGAACAUGGAAAGUUAGUCCUAUAGUUUCCAUAAUAGAUUGUUUUGGCUUUUGGUCGGCACUGAUGAAAAUGUGAAGUGGCUAUCCUAAACCUUGGAUGAUCUCAACCCAUACUCACAGAUCACUGAGGUAACUUACAGUCCUUACCUAGUGCUAUUCUACUUGUAUCCAGAAUACUGUAUUAAAAUUUUACUAUGUUAAUUUUCGUCUUCCUGUGCUUAUUUUUUACUUUUGCUCAUGCCCGUAUUUUAGUAUAAAUGUGUUGCUUUUUAAAAGUUUGUGACAUUUAGAAAUAAAUUUCAAAAGUUUCUAAAGUUUUUGAAAGCAUAUUCUGUUUUAUGAGCCAAUGACAAACGUUUCAUAAUUUCAAGGUUUUGCCUACUGAAUUUUGAUUUUUCUACCAAUCUUUUCUCCUGUUUGUGGUGUUAGCCUUGUUGCCCUGUGUGAAAGCAUGUUGUUUUAGGCCAGAGUGACAUCAUAGCUUCAAAUUGCCCUGUUCUCCCAGAAUACUAUAGGCCAUGUUUAAGUUCAGUCAACAUCUUAAUGGGAACAUUUUACGAGUAUUAUGAAGGGCCUGGGUCAUGGCUCUUGUUAAGAGGACUUACACUCUUGUACAGGGUUCCCAGCACUCAUACUGAUUGGCUUACAACAUUCUAUAACUCCAGCUGCAGGGGACCUGACACAUUCUUUCAGCUUCCUCAGGCACCUGCAUGCAAGUACGUGUAAACUCGUACAGACACACAUAAAGAUAUAUCUUUAGAAAUGUCAUGAAUGUUAGCCACCGCAGGACUGGUCAAUUAAAAAAUAAUAUAUGAAAAGGGCCUUGUUUGCAUCUUCUAUAUGUUUUGAAACUCAUGAACUAAGACAAUAAAGUUAUUUUAAAUCAA
Peromyscus maniculatus bairdii (prairie deer mouse) is the source of this 4865-nucleotide messenger RNA. It is a transcript of the gene Cggbp1, whose product is annotated as CGG triplet repeat binding protein 1. Gene Ontology annotation, molecular function: double-stranded DNA binding. The record is from RefSeq and is a predicted model, not a curated record. Gene Ontology annotation, cellular component: nucleus. Gene Ontology annotation, biological process: regulation of transcription by RNA polymerase II. Lineage: Eukaryota; Metazoa; Chordata; Mammalia; Rodentia; Cricetidae.